GUAGCUACCUGCCUUCUCGAGUCCCGUAAAUAGCGCGCAAUCAUAAGUGAAGACGGUUCCGGAGGUGAAGUCGUGUUCACAAUGGCUGGCCAGGAGAAAACAAUCCCAAAUGGAAUUAAAUUUCUGUUCGGUGGAUUGGCGGGGAUGGGGGCUACUUGCUUUGUACAGCCACUGGACCUUGUCAAGAAUAGGAUGCAAGUUGCCACAAGCAGGGAGCACAAGACAAGCUUUCAUGUAAUCAGACAUAUAGUGCAGAAUGAAGGCAUGACAGCACUUUACUCUGGUCUGUCUGCUGGGCUUCUGCGCCAGGCCACCUACACCACCACCCGUCUUGGUAUUUACACCUGGCUGUUUGAGAAAGCCUCAGGGCCCAAUGGUGAGCCACCAAACUUCCUGAUGAAGGCUUGCCUUGGCAUGGCAGCAGGUGUGGUGGGCUCUUUUGUAGGCACCCCUGCGGAGGUGUCAUUGAUACGAAUGACUUCAGAUGGUAGGCUGCCUCCAGCUGAACGUCGCAAUUAUAAGAAUGUAUUGGAUGCACUCGUCAGAAUGACUCGAGAGGAGGGUCUGUUCACCCUGUGGAGGGGAGCCAUACCAACUAUGGGGAGAGCCAUGGUGGUAAAUGCUGCUCAACUAGCAUCAUACUCCCAAGCAAAACAGGCAUUAUUGGGAACUGGCUACUUCCGAGAGAAUAUUUUCCUUCAUUUCUGUGCUUCCAUGAUCUCCGGCCUGGUUACAACUGCUGCUUCCAUGCCUGUUGAUAUUGCAAAAACAAGAAUUCAGAAUAUGAAGAUGAUUGAUGGAAAACCUGAAUAUAAAGGAGCAUUUGAUGUUCUUGGAUCUGUAAUACGUAAAGAAGGUUUCUUCUCCCUCUGGAAGGGAUUCACCCCCUAUUACAUGCGUCUUGGCCCUCAUACAGUCCUUACCUUUAUCUUCCUUGAGCAGAUGAAUCUAAUGUACAAGAAACACGUGCUUGGGGAUUCCUCAGCCAAGGGAGGAGGAUUGUAGAUUAGACUAAUACAAAGGCAGUCACAAUCUCCCAUUGGUGGUAUUGGUUAAUGUAGGUCAUUUCCAUUUUUUGCAAAAUAGUGAAGAAGCAGUGCAGUAAAGAAAGGUUAAAGAUGGUUUUAAGUACUGCAUAGGAUGGUUACAUGCUUUAGACACAAUUAAAACAAUUAAUUUUGCCAUUCUCAUGAUUGAUAAUGGGAAUUGUUUCUGAGUAGAGCUGAAGAAAACACUGCUUUAUUAGACUACAUAAAAAGAAAGUUCAUUAAAAUUAUCUGUACAACUACUGCUACCAUGACCGUUGCCAGUAAUACUACAUGCCUGGAAUUCCUUGCUCAAUUAUGAACAAGAUGCGAUCUCUCUCUCUCUCUCUCUCUCUCUCUCUCUCUCUCUCUCUCUCUCUCUCUCUCUCUCUCUCUCUCUCUCU
Messenger RNA from Scylla paramamosain (green mud crab), 1429 nucleotides. Its product is annotated as mitochondrial 2-oxoglutarate/malate carrier protein-like. The record is from RefSeq and is a predicted model, not a curated record. The transcript has 6 exons. NCBI's taxonomy places the organism in Eukaryota, Metazoa, Arthropoda, Malacostraca, Decapoda, Portunidae. Bases 82 to 1005 code for a protein of 307 amino acids. Gene Ontology annotation, molecular function: transmembrane transporter activity.